GAGAGCGAGGAACAGAGAGAGAGAGAGAGAGAGACGGGGGAGGACCGUUAAUUUUAUCCGCUCAAACUCGCGCACACUCACGCAGACCGUGUCCGUGUUGAAUGCGUGGAGAAGGAGGAGGAGGAGAGAUCGGCAGAGUGAGCUGAUCCCGAUCCUGCUGUUCUACCAACACCACUGCGACCAGAAGCACAGAGAGGACGGGAGCACGGCGGCGGCGGCGCCUUUUUCUCGAACUAUUCAUCUAAAUAAACAGCUAAAAGAUCAUUAUAUCAUAGAAGAAGAAGUGUUUUUAUAUGUAUUCAACGGCACGCCUGGAUAACAUGGACCAAUAUGACGACGACACCGUCUACAUGCAGCAGGAGGAUGACUGGGACCGGGAUAUGCUCCUGGAUCCUGCCUGGGAGAAGCAGCAGAGAAAGACAUUUACAGCGUGGUGUAACUCUCACCUGAGGAAAGCAGGAACGCAGAUCGAGAACAUCGAGGAGGACUUCAGGGAUGGACUGAAACUCAUGCUGCUGCUGGAGGUCAUCUCAGGUGAACGCUUGGCCAAACCAGAACGAGGCAAGAUGAGAGUCCACAAAAUCUCCAACGUUAAUAAAGCACUCAACUUCAUCGCAAGCAAAGGGGUGAAGCUGGUGUCCAUUGGUGCAGAAGAGAUUGUUGAUGGAAACGCUAAAAUGACCCUGGGAAUGAUCUGGACCAUAAUCCUCCGCUUCGCCAUCCAAGACAUUUCUGUGGAAGAAACCUCAGCCAAAGAAGGCCUCCUGCUGUGGUGCCAGAGGAAGACGGCUCCUUACAAGAACGUCAACAUCCAGAACUUCCAUAUCAGCUGGAAAGAUGGUUUGGGCUUCUGCGCCCUCAUCCAUCGACAUCGCCCCGAGCUCAUUGACUACGGAAAACUCCGUAAGGACGACCCCAUGACCAACCUGAACACAGCCUUCGACGUGGCAGAGAAAUACCUGGACAUUCCCAAAAUGUUGGACGCUGAAGACAUCAUUAGCACCUUGAGGCCCGAUGAGAAGGCCGUCAUGACUUAUGUGUCGUGUUACUACCACGCAUUCUCAGGCAAACAGAAGGCAGAGACAGCGGCCAACAGGAUCUGCAAAGUUCUGGCUGUGAACCAGGAGAACGAGCAGCUGAUGGAGGACUAUGAGAAACUAGCCAGUGAUCUGCUGGAGUGGAUCCGCCGUACCAUCCCCUGGUUGGAGAACCGUAUGCCGGAGAACACCAUGCAGGCCAUGCAGCAGAAGCUGGAGGACUUCAGAGACUACAGACGCCUCCACAAACCACCCAAAGUGCAGGAGAAGUGUCAGCUGGAGAUCAACUUCAACACCCUGCAGACCAAGCUGAGGCUCAGCAACAGACCUGCCUUCAUGCCCUCGGAGGGGAAGAUGGUCUCGGACAUUAACAAUGCCUGGGGUAAUCUGGAGGGAGCGGAGAAGGGCUACGAAGAGUGGCUCCUGAAUGAGAUCCGCAGGCUGGAGAGACUCGACCACCUGGCAGAGAAAUUCCGCCAGAAAGCAGCGAUACACGAAGCCUGGACUGAAGGUAAGGAGGAGAUGCUGCAGAAGCGUGACUACGAGACGGCGACUCUGUCGGAGAUCAAGGCUCUGCUGAAGAAACACGAGGCCUUCGAGAGCGACCUCGCUGCACAUCAGGACCGAGUGGAGCAGAUCGCAGCAAUCGCACAGGAACUGAAUGAGCUGGACUACUACGACUCCCCCAGCGUAAACGCUCGCUGCCAGCAGAUCUGUGACCAGUGGGACAGUCUGGGAGCUCUGACCCAGAAACGCAGUGAGGCUCUGCAGAGAACCGAGAAACUGCUAGAAACCAUCGACCAACUGUACCUUGAAUUUGCCAAAAGAGCGGCGCCGUUCAACAACUGGAUGGAAGGCGCCAUGGAGGAUCUGCAGGACACCUUUAUCGUUCACACCAUCGAGGAAAUCCAGGGACUGAGCACGGCCCACGAGCAGUUCAAAGCCACGCUGCCAGAGGCGGACAAGGAACGUCAGGCCAUCCUGGGAAUUCACAACGAGAUCGCCAAAAUCGUGCAGACUUACCAUGUGAACAUAACCGGAACCAACCCGUACACCACCAUCAACCCACAGGAGGUCAACGCCAAAUGGGACAAAGUCAGGCAGCUGGUGCCACAGCGUGACCAGGCUCUAAUUGAGGAACACGCCAGACAGCAGAACAACGAGCGUCUGCGUCGACAGUUUGCCAACCAAGCCAAUGUGAUUGGGCCCUGGAUCCAGACCAAGAUGGAGGAAAUCGGCCGCAUCUCCAUGGAGAUGCACGGCACCUUGGAGGACCAGCUGACGCACCUACGCCAGUACGAGAAGAGCAUCGUCAACUACAAGCCAAAGAUCGACCAGCUGGAGGGAGACCACCAGCUGAUUCAGGAAGCUCUCAUCUUUGACAACAAACACACCAAGUACACCAUGGAGCACAUCCGUGUGGGCUGGGAGCAGCUCCUCACCACCAUCGCUCGCACCAUCAACGAAAUCGAGAACCAGAUCUUGACGCGAGAUGCCAAGGGAAUCAGCCAGGACCAACUGAACGAGUUCCGCGCCUCCUUCAACCACUUUGACAGGGACCGCUCGGGCACUCUGGGCGCGGAGGAGUUCAAGGCCUGCCUGAUCAGCCUGGGCUUCGAUAUCGCCAACGAUUCACAGAAGAGAACAGGAAUCAUGGACGCUGAAGACUUCAAAACCUGCCUUAUCUCCAUGGGGUACAACCUGGGUGAAAACGAGUUCUCUCGCAUCAUGAGCAUAGUUGACCCCAACAGAAUGGGCAUCGUCACCUUCCAGGCCUUCAUCGACUUCAUGUCUCGCGAGACAGCGGACACAGACACUGCCGACCAAGUCAUGGCCUCCUUCAAAGUCCUGGCUGGAGAUAAGAACUACAUUUUAGCUGAUGAGCUGCGCCGAGAGCUUCCUCCAGACCAAGCAGAGUACUGCAUGGCCCGCAUGGCCCCCUACACUGGCCCUGACGCAGUACCUGGGGCCCUGGACUACAUGUCCUUUUCUACGGCUCUGUACGGAGAGAGCGACCUGUGAACUCUCUGUCAGUCGUCCUGACUGGGACCACCACCAGCCUACCUGCUCCACUCAUUGCCACAUCCUCAGCCUGGACCCUCACCAUCACCUCUCUCCUCACAUUCCUCUUCUGCUGUGCCCAUUUUUUGUACGUCUCUGGCCUUAUUAUUUUUAUUUUUUUCGCCCUUGUUUUCUGUCUUCUCCUUCACCUCGUCACCCAACCCUGUCCAUCCUUCUCUCUGCUCCUUCACACUCUGUCUCCGUUGUAUUUGCUUCGAUGCAGCAGCUCUCCAGGUUUACAAAGACGGAGAGAGAAAACAUUGUUUGUUUCUGUUUCUAUUUCCUUGUCAUUUGUUUUUUCUUCAUAAAGUGAAUAAAGUUAACAUAUUUUAUUAUACUGAACAAAAAGGUAUUUUUCUUCACCUGAUUGAAAAUAAGAGACGAGAAUUGUAAUAAAGAAAAAUCGAUAUAA
This is a messenger RNA of Cynoglossus semilaevis (tongue sole), 3510 nucleotides long. RefSeq names its product actinin, alpha 1 (gene actn1). Bases 294 to 3059 code for a protein of 921 amino acids. Lineage: Eukaryota; Metazoa; Chordata; Actinopteri; Pleuronectiformes; Cynoglossidae. Gene Ontology annotation, molecular function: protein binding; calcium ion binding. The record is from RefSeq and is a predicted model, not a curated record. The transcript has 22 exons.